AUGGAUGAGAAGCGAGGAAUGACACGCCACAAGCGUGUUAAAAGUGUUGGUGGGCUUUGGGCGAUCAUAACAGUAUUUUCAACUUCCCUGUACGUCUAUUUCAGAGCUCAGCAUUACUCAAAAACAAGUGUCCCAGAAAUAACGACAAACCAGGAGCCUUCUCCAGGAUCUUUUAAGCUUCAAAGUAUAUACAGACACGGAGUUGGCGAGAAUGCAUAUAUGCAAGUGUUGGAUGUUAAUGACGAGGUUUUGAAGGCUGCAAAAGUCAAGUUUUCGGAGUUUUCCAUGAGUUCUUUGGAGGCUGAUAACGAGCUGUGGAGCUCUAAUUCCAACUAUGCGACAGAAAACCCUCUAGAUUACGAGUUUGGGCUUUCCUGCGAACCGCUGGUGCUCAAGCGGAUGUUGUAUAGAGAUCCAGAGUUCGUGGAGUCGUAUAUGGACUACGCCCAUGAAAAUUCACACAUGGCGUCCAAGGUGCAUCUGGACUGGAUAGACGAAACGGUUCUGGUGCCGAAUGUGACAGACAAGAAAACUAUCGUCAGCUUGGCUCUCAUGUCGUCCAAUGCGUAUGUGAGACUUCCACACACCAAGGACUGGAGAAACCUGACAAGCCCGUGGAAUCACACGGAAAACCCGGGCCAUGGCUGGGACGACGACGGUCUGAGAGGCCAUGUUUUCAGCAACAAACGACAAGACAUUGUCGUUAUAGCAGUGAAGGGCACUAGUGCCCAGGGCCUGGCGGGGUCUGGCGAAGAUGAGACCACCGUAAAUGAUAAAAUCAACGACAACUUACUAUUUUCCUGCUGCUGCGCCAGAGUAAGCUAUCUAUGGACCACAGUGUGCGAUUGCUAUGUGAAGUCAUACACAUGCGACGAGGUCUGCCUGGAACGCGAGCUGAGAAGAAAGGAUCGGUAUUACAAAGCGGUCUUGAAUAUUUACAAAGAAGUGGCACGGCAAUAUCCAUCGUCCACUAUUUGGGUCACAGGGCACUCCUUGGGCGGUGCUUUGGGAAGCUUGCUCGGUCGCACAUACGGUCUCCCAGUCGUGGCGUUUGAAGCUCCCGGCGAGCUUAUGGCCUCGCGGCGCCUUCAUCUGCCCAUGCCACCGGGAUAUCCAAACUAUCUAGAAGGUGUGUGGCAUUUCGGUAACACGGGCGACCCAAUUUUCAUGGGUACCUGUAACGGGGCCAGUUCGUCCUGUUCCAUCGGUGGUUAUGCAAUGGAAACGUCUUGUCACACUGGCAAGGAGUGUGUUUAUGACGUGGUCAAGGAGAAAGGGUGGCGAGUCAGUCUUUUUAACCACAGGAUUCAUAAAGUUAUCGAUGAGAUUCUGGAGACAUAUGAUGCGCCCGCCAGGUGCACACCACCAGGCCCAUGCCACGAUUGUUUUAAUUGGGAAUAUAUAAAAAAGGAAACCUCAUCAAUUGCCCCGCCGACAAUGACCAUCACAUCGUCAACUCCCACAACCAUAACCUCAGAGCCCACCAUUACCAGUAGCUGCAUUGGCCGCAAUUGGUAUGGAUGGUGCACAGAGUAUGACUGA
Messenger RNA from Lachancea meyersii CBS 8951, 1542 nucleotides. Lineage: Eukaryota; Fungi; Ascomycota; Saccharomycetes; Saccharomycetales; Saccharomycetaceae. The record is from the annotation of a GenBank genome assembly.